This is a messenger RNA of Helicoverpa armigera (cotton bollworm), 1257 nucleotides long. It is a transcript of the gene igl, whose product is annotated as sperm surface protein Sp17. Gene Ontology annotation, molecular function: calmodulin binding. The record is from RefSeq and is a predicted model, not a curated record. Lineage: Eukaryota; Metazoa; Arthropoda; Insecta; Lepidoptera; Noctuidae. The transcript is spliced from 4 exons. Bases 145 to 615 code for a protein of 156 amino acids.
AUAUAUUAACGAGAGCUUCACCAGACUGCCAACUAUGUUAUAGUUGAAAGAUUGUUCCUAAAACCCUCGAGAGUGUGUUCCUAACAAAUUAGUAUUUUUGACGCUAGUUUUUUUUUGUAACCGUGUACCAAUAAGUGCAAAAAAAUGGGAUGCAAUACCAGUUCCGAAGCCAAAACUGCCAAAGAAGAGAAGAAUAAUGCACAAGAAAACCAGACAAAUGCUGCCACAGAAGAGAAAGCCAAGGAGACCGAGACCAAGUCAGAAGAGCAGGCAGCGACUAAAAUCCAGGCGGCUUUCCGUGGUCAUCGGACGAGGAAGUCAAUGAGCAUGAAGACCAGCAAGCAACAGCAGCCGGAGCCGCAGCCCACUAAGGCUGAGCUGGAGGCCGAGUUCCGAGCUGAUGAUAAAGAGCUAUGCAAUGCUGCGACGAAGAUCCAGGCCUCGUUCCGAGGUCACCAGGCUCGCAAGGAGAAGGAGCAAGCCGUGAAGGAUCAGGAACAACAGGAUAAAGAAGACAUCGAAAAGAUUGACCUGUCCGAUCCUAACUUGAACAAGGCUGCGACCAAGAUACAGGCCUCUUUCCGCGGCCACAAAGUGCGUAAGGACGUCAAAUAAGGUGACCACGACGUCAAUACAGGGCGGGACUGUCCCUGACUUUGCAAACACGAUAUUAUAUAAAAAAGAAUACCUUCAGUAAAGUAACGCCCAUUUUAAACUGACAACAUAUGCGUCCGUUUUUUUUUAACAGCUGUAAAAAUUGAGAGUGGAAGUUCUUUGCAAAGAGUUGUUUUAAGAAAACUGACGUCUAUAUUGUCAAUGAAUUUGGGUUCUAGUCACAUAAAAAUAACUUUGAUUUAAGCAAUUUAUUUUUAUUCAUUACUAAGAUAAGAAUGAGUUAACUGGGUGGUUGGUAAAUACAUUGAUUCCGAUAGAUGGUUUGAUCGUCCAUCUAUCGAUUUGACAUCCAAAUGUAUUUAUCGAAUCGGUGUUUCAAAAGUGUGUAAUAUCGAAUAGUGUUAAGAGAGAUACAUCUCUAGUCGAGUAGUGAUGUGAAAUAUUUUUUUUUUGUAUGUAUUUUUUCUAACUUUUUUUUGUUAAAAUUCGUGUUUGCGAAGUCAUUGAUAUUUGAAAUGUUUACUAGUAAAGUAAAGAGUGUAAUUCGUGUAGAGUAUGUCAAUUCUCUACUGUAUGAUUGUCAAUUUUUGUCUCGUACUUAUUGUUGUUAAUAACCAAGGAAUUGUGUUGUUCUUUUGAAAA